AUGCUGGCGACCGUGGCGGCGCUGGCUGUGCUCCCGGCGCUGCUCGGGCUGCUGCCACUGCCGGCGGCAGCGACCAUCGUCCAUCUGCUGGAGUGGAAGUUCGCGGACAUCGCCAGGGAGUGCGAGCAGUUCCUUCCGCAUUGGGGCUACACUGCUGUGCAGACAUCGCCGGUGAGCGAACACUUGUGGCUACCAGAACGAGGCCACCCCUGGUGGGAGCGCUACCAACCAGUGUCGUAUCACAUUGCAUCACGCUCUGGAGAUCGUGCGGAAUUCCAGGAGAUGGUGCGACGCUGCAAUGCUGCUGGAAUCAGUAUUUACGUUGAUGCAGUUCUGAAUCACAUGACUGCAGUGUGGGGAAACAUAACAGGAUCUGGAGGUUCAUUUGCUGACACAGAAGCUCGAAAGUAUCCUGCUGUGCCGUAUGACACAAGUAAUUUUCAUGAACCAUGUAACAUGACCUUGGCAGACUAUGGAGAAAAUGCUAAGCCUAUUCGAAUGUGUCGUCUCAGUGGAAUGCAUGAUUUGGACCAUCGACAACCAUAUGUUAGACAGAUGAUUGUGGCUUUUCUUAAUAAACUUAUUGAUGAUGGAGUAGCCGGUUUCAGAAUUGAUGCUGCAAAACAUAUUUGGCCAACAGACUUGGCAUUGAUACUUGACAAACUGAAGAACCUGAAUACAGAACAUGGAUUUCCUGAAGGACAGAAGCCAUUCAUAUAUCAGGAGGUUAUUGAUCUCAGUGCACCAUUGUACCGUGGCUGGGAAUCUGUAAAGAAAACAGAGUACAUCAGCCUUGGAAGAGUGACAGAGUUCAAGUAUGGAGAAGAAAUAAGCAAAACAUUUAGAAGACAGAAUGCACUGAAGUGGUACAAGACAUUUGGUCCAAAAUGGUCAUUACUGGACAGUGAGGAUGCUAUUGUGUUUAUUGACAACCACGACAACCAGCGUGGCCAUGGUGGAGGGGGCGCUACCAUCCUCACCCACAAGUCACGACAACUAUACACAAUGGCAGUUGGGUUUAUGCUGGCAUGGCCCUAUGGCAACUUCACAGAUUCAGACGACGGCCCGCCUUCGGACCCGUCAGGUGACAUACGGACCGUGGCUUGGGACGCGCAGGGACAGUGCACCGGCGGCUGGGUGUGCGAGCAUCGCUGGCCCGCCAUCCGGGGCAUGGCACAGUUCCGCCGCGCCGUCCUGGGAACAAAUGUGACGAACUGGUGGGAUAAUGGAGGAUAUCAAAUAGCAUUCUGUCGUGGAGAUAGAGGCUUCGUUGUGUUCAACAACGAGCUAACGAACAUGAACGCAUCAUUACAGACGUGUCUUCCAGCGGGAACCUACUGCGACGUGGUCUCCGGUGGCGGGACAUGCGCCGGUGAGAUACUAAAAGUCACAGCAAAUGGCUCCGUACGAGUACAGCUACAACCGCACAGCUUCCUAGCUAUACACGUCGAUUUAACGCUGUGACUUGGAAUUAAUGAAGUGCAGCAGUAAUGACGUUCUUUUGGAUCAACGUCAUUACGAGAAGAUCUGAAGAAGUGUUACAUUUUAAAUAUUGUAUCUACAUAACUCAGAGUUCUGAAACGUACGCUGCG
Molecule: messenger RNA, 1592 nt
Organism: Schistocerca americana (American grasshopper)
Lineage: Eukaryota; Metazoa; Arthropoda; Insecta; Orthoptera; Acrididae
Product: alpha-amylase-like
Exons: 11
Coding region: 1-1464 (487 amino acids)
Biological process (GO): carbohydrate metabolic process
Molecular function (GO): alpha-amylase activity; cation binding
Source: RefSeq, a predicted model, not a curated record